CGAGCCCAGGCAUAGACAGCGCAGAGAGGGAAGCCAGGUGACACAGCCAGCUGAAGCAUCACUGUUUUUCCUCGGACAAACAUCCCAGCUGCAAGACCAGACCUUGGGAGUGAUCACCAAGAACGAUAAAUCUGAGACAGGCCUUCACACAGCAGAGAAGAUGCCAAUCUGCACCGUCCUGGAGAAGCGUAACGGCGCGGUGGUGGGAGCUGAGCUCACCUGCAGCGUACGGGAGGAGAACAAAUCUCAGAGGGAGAGCUACAGCGCUGACUGGCACAGUGUCAGUCUCAAAACUCAACCUCAGGACAGGCAGACGAUGGACAUGAAUGACGACUCUCGCAGGGAGACUCUGUCCCGGCAGUGGCAGGCCCGUUCACUGAUACAGGCCUGCCCCUCUGGCGUCUUCAGAGUGGGCACUGUGGAAAGAGGGGUCAGGGAGCACCAGCUGCUGCCGAAGAGAAACACCCUCCCCUUGCCCAUCUUCACCCCUGCAGAGCUGGGUGUCAGGCUCGGACGCGGAGCCCCACACACCGAGGAGGACCUGCAGCCCUACCCCAACCCAGACGGAGCCUGUCCCAGCAAGAGGACCGUGGACGAGAUCACAAGAGAUCUCCCCCCUGUCAAGCCGACCCUCAUGGAGUUCGCCAAAGCACCCAAAGCCCUGGGUCGCUCCAUGUCCCUGGAGGCUCAGAGAGGGUGAAGAACAAAAGGACAAAAAGAGAAAGAGUGGAUGUUAGGGAGAGAAGAGAAGGAUGACAGAUGGAGAAGGAUAGUCAUUGAGCAGAGCGUGUCAGGAGGGAGCAUGACAAGAUGUAUAUAGAUUAAUCUCUAGCGACAUUCGUCAUAAACCCUACAUACUGUAGAUUUUUAGCACUGUCUGUGUUUCUUGGCGAGCACAGCACCAGGUAAAUGUCACGCUUUGUCAUUGUUGGCAUUUGGUGGUCAGCAGUAUUAGAAAUGGUUGUGUGAAGGCAUUGGCAUUGUCAUGGGUAGUCAGGGUGCGAGUUCUCAGCUGUGCCACGGGCUAAUCUCUGCCCGCGCUGGCCGGCUGGGCUCAUCGUAUCUGCUGAUCUCUUCAGUGGAAUCACUGUGACCCAACGGUUGCACGCACCGGUGCACCUUAACCAUGCUGCAUGCACUUCCUUUCGACCUUCUUUUGUAUCGCAAUGUGUAAAUAUCCUCAUGAGGUAAAUGGAAGUGUUCUCGUGGUCGUCUGACUCAUGGAUUAUACCUGUGAGAGGCGGUGGAGGCGUGCAGUGAUGUAGAAAGUGACAGAUGGAAAAUGACAUGGCAAAGGCAGAGGCAGGUAGCAGACUGUAAAAAGAGAUAGGAAGAGGGAGGGAGAGUCAGAGGGGAAGGGGAAGAGGAGGGGGUGAGCGCUCGGGGAACAUGCCUUGGUCAGCAUCCAGGCCUCCAGAAGCCCUUGACAGUCUCUGAUCUCUGUGAAGAGUACAGAAUGCUCCGGCGUGAUCACACACUGCGGCUGUACAUAUGUGUGUGUGCGUGUGUGUGUGUGUGCAUGUGCCUGCUGACACCUCCAAUCAAGAGGACUUAGGAAAACUAAUGACCUGUUCUUUACUGUGUACUAGCUGAUCUACCUUGAUAGCUGAGUGGCAGUUCAUACCUAUAUAUGGUAGAGGAACAGACACUGUAGUAGCUGAGAAUACCCAGUGGUGUAAAUGAAUUUGAAAUGUGUGCAAUGAUGUUGAAAUAUUUGUCCUAGAUAUUUAUUAUUUUUACAAAUAAAAGCUAUGU
This is a messenger RNA of Seriola dumerili (greater amberjack), 1755 nucleotides long. It is a transcript of the gene tcap, whose product is annotated as titin-cap. Bases 161 to 700 code for a protein of 179 amino acids. NCBI's taxonomy places the organism in Eukaryota, Metazoa, Chordata, Actinopteri, Carangiformes, Carangidae. The record is from RefSeq and is a predicted model, not a curated record. Gene Ontology annotation, cellular component: Z disc. Gene Ontology annotation, molecular function: structural constituent of muscle; protein-macromolecule adaptor activity; titin Z domain binding. Gene Ontology annotation, biological process: cardiac muscle tissue morphogenesis; cardiac myofibril assembly; cardiac muscle contraction. The transcript has 2 exons.